AUGCUCGAGCAGGUCACUGGGUCGCUGCAUGUCAGCUUUACCGAGAUCCUCGCCCUAUUCGCCGCCACCUGGCUGGGUUGGUUCGUCAUCUCGACCCUCACCGCAUACAACAGACUCCGACAUAUUCCUGGCCCACCGCUGGCCGCCUUCACAAACUGGUGGUGGAUCAAAGCUGCAAUCUCGGGGGAAGGGCAUCUGACCCUGAAACAUGCGUGCGAUCGUUAUGGAACUAUUGCUAGAAUCAGCCCGUACAUGGUGGUGACCUCGGAUCUAGAACUGUACCGGAAAGCAAAUGCGCACAGGAUCAAUGACUACUCCCGGGGCCCGUGGUACAAGGCGUUCAAGAUGGACGCUGAGCGAGAGAACCUUUUCACCGAGCUCAAUGACGAGAAACACUCUCUGAUGCGUGCAAAGCUUUCUCCUGGGUACUCGGGCAAGGAUAACCCGGAAUGUGAGCCCAGUAUCGACCAGAUGGUCAUGGAUGUCAUACACUUGAUCAAGCGGAAAUACCUCUCGGUGGGGUCUAACAUCAGGCCGCUGGACUGGGCUCAGCUGGCACAAUACUUCACCCUGGACGUGAUCACAUAUCUGUCCCUCGGAGAAGCAUUCGGGUUUGUCUCUGACGACACCGACAAAUACACCUAUGUGAAGUCCAUGGAGGACAAUUUUCCCAUCAUGAACGUCUUUUCAGCAGUGCCGCUGCUGUCCGCCAUCGCGAGGAUCCCCACAGUCCAGGCCAAUCUUGUGCCUUCACCAAAAGAGAAGACCGGGUUAGGCAAGGUCAAAGCGGUUGCCCGGCAGAUCAUAGCUGGCCGUUUCUCCGGAGAGAAGGCAGGACGCUACGACAUGGUCACUUCGUUCAAGAACCAUGGCUUGUCAGAACUCGAGAUCUCGGACGAGUCGCUGUUCCAGCUUCUGGCAGGCUCCGACACAACGGCGACCAUCGUUCGUACUGGCUUUCUCUCAGUCUUGUCGAACCCGCAUGUUUACCGAAAGCUCCAAGCGGAGGCAGCGGCAACCGAUAUACCCAUGGGCAAGAUCAUCUCCUACUCUCAAGCGCUAAGACUACCGUACCUGCAAGCUUGCAUCAAGGAGGCUCUGCGGCAGCACCCAGCUGCAGCCGGCUUACUCCCUCGAGUUGUCGGCGCCCAAGGUGAUACACACAAUGGCGUUUACCUUCCUCCCGGCACCGAGGUCGCCUUUUGCGCCUGGAACAUGCACCGCCACAACACAGAAGUGUACGGCGCAGACGCCGAGAUCUUCCGACCUGAGCGCUGGCUCGAGGCUUCUCCUGAGCGCUUAGCAGUCAUGGAAGAGGCACACCACCUCGUCUUCGGCAAUGGCAGGUUUCGGUGCAUGGGCGAGAACAUUGCACGGUUGGAGCUGAACAAAAUUUUCUUCGAGACGAUCCGGAGGUUCGAUUGGAGCUUGGUUGAUCCCGUGAAUCCGAUCAAGAAGAACACGAAUUACGGGUUGUUCGUGCAGAAAGGCAUGCUUGUCAGGGUGAGCGAACUGGAAAGCUAA
Cladophialophora immunda is the source of this 1524-nucleotide messenger RNA. RefSeq lists its product as uncharacterized. The record is from RefSeq and is a predicted model, not a curated record. The transcript has 4 exons. Gene Ontology annotation, molecular function: iron ion binding; monooxygenase activity; oxidoreductase activity, acting on paired donors, with incorporation or reduction of molecular oxygen. Lineage: Eukaryota; Fungi; Ascomycota; Eurotiomycetes; Chaetothyriales; Herpotrichiellaceae. Bases 1 to 1524 code for a protein of 507 amino acids.